UAUUAUAAAUGGAUAAAUGAAGUUUUCAUUUUACUGUUAUAUAUGUUGGCAGCCUGGAAAAAUUAUUCCAGCAAAUUUCGCUGUUUAACCAAAUUUAAUGGACCUUACAACGAAAAUGAGUGAACUUGUGUGGGGAAUAAAAAAUGGUGAUUUGGAGCAAGUGCGAGAUAUCGUUGAAAACAAGAAUAUUGAUGUUAAUCAAAUGAUUGAUGGAAGGACACCCCUACAUUAUGCAGCUGAUUAUGGUCAAAGUGAAGUAGUCAGAUAUCUUUUGGAAAAGGGUGCAAAUGCAAAUGCUACAGACAAGCAUGGAAUAACAACAUUAUUAGCAGCAAUUUGGGAAGGACAUACAAAUUGUGUAAAAUUACUAUUAGAAAAGGGAGCUAAACCAGAUGGAUUAACACCAGAUGGAACUAGUUAUUUGGAUGCUGCUGAAAAAGAUGAGAUUAAACAAUUGCUUAAAUUUCACUAGCACAAAGCCAAACAAAUCGUAAAGCAAUAAUUUUGUUAUUUUAGUAUUUUAAUGUUCCUCAUAGGAGUAUCACUAUUGCUUUCUCUUAAUUUUUUGCAUAUGACUAGACUAUCAUAUUUAUGCACUUUAAAUUAAAAACAAAAAAUAUAGGUACACAAAUGUAGUUUUAUAAUAAUAUAUUGCACUUGGAGCGUAUAAUCAUAAACUCAUAUUCUUAUAUGAUUACUCUUAGAGAUUUAAAGUAUAUAUAGUUUCAGCUUUAAAAUAGUAUAUUAUACAGGUUGUUUUAUAAACUAACAAUAGAAACAAAUUUAUUUUUAAAGCAUGUAACAUUAUAUAGCAAAAAAUAUUUUGAUACAUUUGUAAGAAGCAGCAUCGUGUUUUAAAUAUUUGUUAUUAAUUUACAAAUCAAAUUUUUUUAUACAUUUUUUUACAACUACUUAUUAAAACAACUUUUUGUGAAAAAAAGUUGUAUGUAUUAAAAUGAAUGCUCGAGAUGAAAAAUAUACUACAUAAUUUAAUUGUGUUUCAAGAAAGACAUGUAUAAAUUAUAAAAAAAAAUUGAAGAGCUAUCUUUAUGAUAUUAAUUACAUGUCUUAAGAAGUUUUAAAAGUGUAUAAUAAUCAAAAAUAAUAAGCCAAUGCAUCAUUGUUAUGUA
This is a messenger RNA of Apis mellifera (honey bee), 1130 nucleotides long. Its product is annotated as myotrophin. Gene Ontology annotation, biological process: regulation of barbed-end actin filament capping. Gene Ontology annotation, cellular component: nucleus; cytoplasm. Lineage: Eukaryota; Metazoa; Arthropoda; Insecta; Hymenoptera; Apidae. Gene Ontology annotation, molecular function: protein binding. The record is from RefSeq and is a predicted model, not a curated record. The transcript has 4 exons. The coding region runs from base 98 to 472 and encodes 124 amino acids.